AUGGGAGACCUGGAUGUGCCCAUUGGCUCUCUGGGCGAGGAGGUGGUGGCCCAGCUCUGCGAGCUCCUGGAUCAUGUCAGCUGGGGUUGGCGCAAGCUGGCCGAGGUGGCUGGGGCAGAGAAACGCUUCAGGUGCAGCAUGGAGGAGCUGGAGAUGUGCUCGCUGAAGGUGCUGGAGCCUCGUGGGAGCCCCACUCAGUGUCUCCUGCAGCUCCUGGCUGAGCGCGACUGCAGCCUCAAGUACCUGCUGGGCUGCCUGGAGAGGAUGGGGCACACAAGGGCCUGCCAGGUCCUCAGCAGUGCUGUGCAGGACAUGAUCCGCAUCACAGUGCAGCCAGAAUCACAGGUGGUGCCAGAGGGGACACGGGUGUCCCUGACCUGCCGGGCGUCUGGACCACCAGGCCUCACGUACCAGUGGUUCUGUGGGAAGCAGGAGGUUCCCGGAGCCACGGCCCCUGAGCUGGUGAUGGACACAGGGCAGCCUGCCUGGUACAUCUGCAGGGUGAACUGCGGGGCCACCUUUGCCUUCUCCAGGUGGGCCCACAUCCAGGUGGAGAAGAGCAGCAGCCCCAGCUCAGGUGGGCCCCAAGUCGUCCAGUGGUUACCGCCCCAGCAACAGGUGAAGCUGGUGACAACAGCUGAGCGGGGCAGUUAUUCCUGCCGUGUCUUCAACCUCUUCCACGAGGUGUGGAGCCAGGAAGUGGAUGUGGAGAUCGGGCCCUGGCUCUUCACCUCUGGAGGCUCCUGGCAGGAGGGGGAUGGAGGCUCUCCAGAGCGUGGCAGUCCUGGCCAGCUGUAUGCCACCGACAAAGUGGCCCUGCUGAUUGGCAACAUGCACUACCUGCACCACAAGCAGCUGAAGGCACCCAUGGUGGACGUGCACACCCUCAGCACCCUCCUCCGCCAGCUCGACUUCAAGGUGGUCUCCCUGCUGGACCUGUGCAAGGCUGAGAUGCAAACGGCUGUCAACGAGUUCCUCCUCCUUCUGGACAAGGGUGUCUAUGGUCUGCUCUACUACGCCGGGCAUGGCUAUGAAAACUUUGGCAACAGCUUCAUGGUGCCCAUCGACGCGCCCAGCUCCUACAGCUCUGCCCACUGCCUGUGCGUGCAGCGGGUGCUGCGGGCCAUGCAGCAGCGCCGCACUGGCCUCAACGUCUUCCUGCUCGACAUGUGCCGCAAGAGGAACCUCAACGACGACCUCAUCCCGCAGGUUGGGGCACUGCAGGUCACGGCCAACAUCGUCUUCGGCUACGCCACGUGUGCAGAUGCUGAAGCCUACGAGCUGAGCCAGGGCGAGCUCUCCAACGGCAUCUUCGUCACUUUCCUCAAGCGCUGGCUGCUGGAGGACGAGAAGAUCACGGUGCUGCUGGACAAGGUGGCUGAGGACAUGGGCAUGCUGGAGAUCACGCGGGGCCGGCAGGCGCUGGAGCUCCGCAGCAACCUGUCGGAGAGGAGAGCUCUGACCGACCCCAUCCGCCCCCUGGGCAGGGACGAGUCCUCUGCCAGGAACCUGCAGUGGGCCAAGGCUCACGUCCUGCCGGAGAGCCGGCACCUCCGCUUCCACUGUGGUGUCACCGUCCAGCUGGGCUUUGCUGCUGAGUUCUCCAACAUCAUGAUCAUCUACACCCGCGUGCUGGACACCCCUGGGGACAUUGCCAAGUGUGAGGCCAAGCUCACCGACCUACCCGAGGAGCUGGACGUGGACGUCAAGUGCACCAACAAGGAGAGCCCAGAGGAUAUGGGCAGCCCCCUGGCCCCCACCUGGAGCCUUGGCUGCCCCUCCUGCUGCCUCUACAGCCGGCUCUGUGGCUUGCAGAAACUGCAGCAGGAGCUGGUGUUCACCAUCUGCCUGCAGUACCGCUACCGCGGCGUGGAUGACUUCCUGGAGGAGCGGCGGGUGGUGAGCGUGGGGAGGCCGCUCAUUGCCAAGCUCAACCUGCAGCUGGUGGCCUCCCCACCAGCCUCGCCCCCCCACAGCCCCCUCUCUGCCUCUGCCCAUGGGGGCUGGGGGGCAGUCGGGGCGUCCCGGGUCAACACUCCAGAGGAGAACCUGAGCCCCGAGGUUCCCAGUUCCCAAGCCCUGUAG
Chaetura pelagica (chimney swift) is the source of this 2085-nucleotide messenger RNA. Its product is annotated as mucosa-associated lymphoid tissue lymphoma translocation protein 1-like. Lineage: Eukaryota; Metazoa; Chordata; Aves; Apodiformes; Apodidae. Gene Ontology annotation, biological process: proteolysis. Gene Ontology annotation, molecular function: cysteine-type endopeptidase activity. The record is from RefSeq and is a predicted model, not a curated record.